AAGCGCCAAAGGAAUAAAUCGGCAAGGGUCACUAGGCUUAAAGAACAGGCAAGUCUGUUUCAACCUCUAGCUGAAGAUAACAAUACACCUGCCAAGUUCCCAAACAGUAGUGUUGGGCAGAAGACAGUACUUGGUCAUACGAAUACUAAGCGCCAACGGAUUAAAUCAGCAAGGGUCACUACUUUUUGUAUGCCUGAGAUUAACGAUGCCGAUGAUAUGAUAGAAUCAUUCGACAUUACUGCACGAAUGAAGCAGGCAAUUCUUUCUGAAAGUGUAAUAGCAAGCACUAGUGUACCUGACAACCAAUCACGAAUUAACGAUGGUCAGACGACAGUGCUUGCGCCUAAGAUUACUACGCGGCAGAGGAUUAAAUCUGCAAGGGUCACUACUUUUUGUAUGCCUGACAUUAACGAUGCAGAUGAUAUGAUAGAAUCAUUUGACAUUACUGCACGAAUGAAGCGGGCAAUUCUUUCUGAAAGUGUGAAGAGGUCGUCUCAACAGGUAGCUGAGAAGAACAACAUAGAUGACAGCUGCCUAGGAGUUAGGAAUGAGAAUACCAGUAUCCCUGACACUAAUGAUGCCGAUGAGAUGAUGAAAUCAUUAAGUAUUACUGCUCCAAUGAAGCAGGCAAUUCGUACUGCAGCUGUAACAGAGAACAAUGUGGCCGACAACUUGCCAAGUACUAGCGAAAGACGGACUAUGGAUUGUAGAAUUGCGGGUGCUAGGAAGAGGAUCAUAUCAUCAAUGGAUACUAAAUCAUUCAAACAGACAAUUUCGCCUGAACCUCUAACCGAUACCAAUGACAGACAGCAGCGUUACACCGGAGUUGACGAUGAGCAUACCUCCACGCGCGGCCCCAAGGAUGUUGCCUGGAGAGUAAAAUCAUCCAAGAAGGCCACAGCAGUAAAACCGAAUAUUUCUACUAAAUCCCUAUGGGAGAAUAUCGAUGGAGCUACUAUCAUUCAAAGAUCUGCAAGUGCCACCAACGUCACAUGUGCCACCAACGUCUGCAGAGGAGACAGAUGGAUACCAACGCCAGUAGAGAUUUGUGUGAAACCCUUGGCUGAAGAUAACGAGUUAGAUUAUGAGCCAUCGCAAACUUUGCAAGUACAAACGGAGGCGUGCGAGCCGAUGGAAAGCGCGUUUCCUAACGCUCGAGAUAAGGGACCGAUCAAGAAGCUGCCCAAUAGAUUGCGCCGUGUUCAAGGCAUCUUGUCUGCUACUCGACUUCCUAUUGGACGGCACCUCCAUGAACAACGAAAAUCAGCUACAACGGCCCUGUUUUCGCGAAAGAAAAAAGAGCAAACCGCGCCUGUUACCGCUACGAACGUCGUCGUUGAAGUAGAAUCAUCGAAGAAGACUAAGAGCGUGCCAUUCAUGCCGGCUAACACAUCCUCUGGUACUUUACCUAGGGUUAAAAGUGUAGGAAGCAUGGCGAACUUUGCGCAAGCAAUAGGCCGAAAAAUAGCGUCAAUAAGAACCGCGGUAGGAAAGGUGAUGAGAAGCAGCAAACACAACCGCGUAGCGCCAUUCAAUGGCUGAACUAAUCGUCAUGAUAAUAUUCAUGUAAAAUUGGCAACUUCAGCUGAUUAUGAAGAAAGAGCGCAUCAUGUAAAUAUACUGUAAUAUAAUAUUGUGCGAAAGCUAGAGGUGACUAGGAUAGACUAAUUGGUAGAGAGAGAAAGAGAGAGAGAGAAAGAGAGAGAGAGAGAGAGAGAGAGAGAGAGAGAGAGAGAAAGAAAGAAAGAAAGAGAAAGCGCGAACAAGCAAACGAGCGAAAGAGAGAUAACGUGUGCAAUAAUUAUGUCAGAGAGAUUUGCCUAAUUUGU
Messenger RNA from Priapulus caudatus, 1829 nucleotides. RefSeq lists its product as uncharacterized. The record is from RefSeq and is a predicted model, not a curated record. NCBI's taxonomy places the organism in Eukaryota, Metazoa, Priapulida, Priapulimorpha, Priapulimorphida, Priapulidae. The transcript is spliced from 3 exons. Bases 190 to 1542 code for a protein of 450 amino acids.